AUGACCAAAAUACAUUAUAAGAAAUUAGAAUCGGUUCCGAAAUGGUUCAAGCAUUCUAAACUUGUAUGGGGAUUAUCUGAGCUAAUUUCACAUCUAAGGAAUGAAGAUUGGCCAAAAUUUAUGGGGGGUUGGGCAAUUUACAAAUUAGUAAUUUAUACCCUCGUAGGUGGGGGCUAUAAAUUACAAAAAAGCAGAGUUACCAAGGGAACGCAUGUUAAAUGGUUUUACGAGCACAAGGGACAACGGAGAUACAUUAUUUGGAACACAGGCGUUAGACAGGAUACAAUAGUGAUGUUUGACAGUGACAUGUGCGACAGGAGGCAGAGAACAGGGAACAGGUGGAACAGGUGA
Molecule: messenger RNA, 351 nt
Organism: Mucor mucedo
Lineage: Eukaryota; Fungi; Mucoromycota; Mucoromycetes; Mucorales; Mucoraceae
Exons: 5
Coding region: 1-351 (116 amino acids)
Source: RefSeq, a predicted model, not a curated record